Molecule: messenger RNA, 3417 nt
Organism: Trachymyrmex septentrionalis
Lineage: Eukaryota; Metazoa; Arthropoda; Insecta; Hymenoptera; Formicidae
Gene: Sym
Product: symplekin
Exons: 16
Coding region: 1-3321 (1106 amino acids)
Cellular component (GO): mRNA cleavage and polyadenylation specificity factor complex
Source: RefSeq, a predicted model, not a curated record
AUGGAUCCACGUUUGCAUAGAAGAUCCGAGGCUGAAAAGGGACCGAGCGAUUUGAUCGUUGAGUGGUUAAAUGAGGCCUCCAUAAGUAUCACUGAGGACAUUAAAGUCACAAACAUAUGUAAAGUACAGGAACUUUUGUUGAAUAAGGAGCCACAUUUGUUAGAGUGUUACUUAACCGAUAUUCUACAAUUCUCUAUAGAUAGAAGCUCUGAAGUUAGAAAGACCAUUACAGGAUUUAUCGAAGAAUCUGGAAUAAAAUAUCCAGAGGUAAUCCCUCGUACAGUUCAAAUACUCCUUAGAUUAGCGUCCGAUGAAACUUCGGUUGUAGCUAAACGUGCUCUUAGAGCCAGUGGCAGAAUUCUCAGAGCUGCUCUCAAGUGGAUCGCUAGUGCUACUGUUGUUACGACAGAUAUGGAAUUAGCAUGGACACAGCUAAGUGCUCUUAAAGUUCAAAUUAUUAAUAUGAUUGACAGUGACAAUGAUGGAAUAAGAACACAAGCUGUAAAGUUUCUUGAGGGCGUUAUUUUAAUACAGACAUAUCCAGAUCCCGACAGUCCAAAGAAGCCUGAUGAUUUCUCUCUCGAGGAUAUUCCUCUAACAUUGAAAAUAGCUCGUAGACGAAAAUUGGAGGAAGAAGCAAAUCACGUUAUGGAUUUAUUGAUUAAAUUUCAUGGAUCUCCACAUGUUAGCAGUGUCAAUUUAAUGACAUGUAUGGGAUCUUUGGCAUUAAUUGCCAAAAUGAGGCCACAGUUUAUGUCAAAUGUAAUUCAAGCGUUACAAAGAUUGCAACAUGAUCUACCACCAACACUGUCUGAUUCUCAAGUAACUAGUGUACAGAAACAAUUAAAACUCACACUUCUUGGAUUGAUGAAACAUCCUGCUAGUAUAGAGUAUGCUUCAACUAUUGCUAAACAGUUGACUCAACUUGGAGCAAAAGAGCAGGAAAUUAUUAAAGCUUAUCCAAAACCAGAAGAUGUCCGUCGGAUAAAAAAACGUCAACAGGAGAUAGCUGCUACUGCUGCGAAACGAGUAAAAGUUGAAGUGAUAAUAGAUGAAGCAGAAGUGGCUACUGUUCCUGCGCCUAAAUUACCAGACUUAAUUGAACUUUCUGAAAGUUUUAUUGCCGAAAGACUCAGUGUAGAAAUUGCAACAGAUUUGGUAAUGGAUAGUAUGGCAUGGGUUCCGGAUACUAUGACUACAAUUUUCCAAAGAGAAUAUCAACCCACAGCAACUACUGAUAUUAAUAUACAACGUCAAACAAUUGCUAAACUUCUAGCAACACAAAUUAAACAGGCUAAAGCAAAAAAGAACAAAAGAGAUAAAGAAGAAGAUGCCGUAAUGGAAGAUUUAAUUAAAAAUCCCACAAUUAGUGUAGCUGAGGCAAAGCGGGAGCGUAAACGUGAAAAAGAUCGGGAGAAAGAGAAAGAAGCAAAAGCAUCAUUAGAAGCUCAUGAGAAAUCACUUGCAAAAGCCAGAAAUCGUAUGAAGGCGUUGAAAUUAGUCGAAGUGACAAAACCACUUCCGAAGGAAAUUAAAGAACGGAUGUUAUUGAUGGCAGUUAAUAGGAUAUUACUUUCAGAAAAGAUUGCAGUUUUUGGUGGUGUAGCUACUGUAAGAUCCAAGAUUCUGACUACGCUAGCAGCCACUUUCAAUCCUUACAUUAAAGAAGCUGUUUUACGUUAUAUUACUGAUGACAUGCGAAAUCGAUUAGAUUUAGCAUUAGGUUGGCUAUAUGAAGAAUAUGCAUUGCUACAAGGAUUUCAAAGGCGGACUACAUUAUGUACAAAACCACAAGAAGCUCCACAUCAGGCAUAUAAUUUCUUAUUGUGCACUUUAGUUUCAGCUAUUGAUUUGAUUCAGGGUAAAGAUCGUGAUACUUUGUUAUCCAGGCUUUAUUUGGAAGCACCAUUAAUAACAGAAGAUGCUGUGGAGGCUUUAAAAAUGGUAUCAUCUGACGAAACUAGAGGUCUUGCACCAUUACAACUUCUGAAAGAAAUGGUAGUGCGUAGACCAACUAAACAACUGGUAUUUUUAAAUGUUUUAUUGUGCCAUACUGGACAUGAAAACAAUACGAUACGAGAAGCUGCAAUACAGUUAGUUUGUCAGUUAUACAGCCGAGUAGAGUUAAGUAAACUAAUCGAGGAAUACGCAGUACUAUAUUUAGGCUUUUUACGCCUUCAUAAUCCACCGGAAAUUGUUUUCGGACAAGAUAGAGGCAGGCCGCAAAUCGAGAGUCUGUGGACUGAAUCAACUACACGUGCCUGCUUAGGAUUGUAUCUUGCUCUUCUCAGUGAACAUCAAGAUCUGAUUCACGAAUUAGCUAGAGUAUAUACGUCAAUGGGAGCAGAUGUGAAACGUAUUGUAUUAAGACUGGUAGAAGGGCCAGUGAGAUCUUUAGGUAUGGGUAGUCCACAACUCCUCGCACUUGUUGAAAACUGUCCAAAAGGAUCUGAAACUUUAGUCACAAGGAUUAUACAUAUUCUUACAGAAAAGUCUGCCCCAAGCGCAGAGUUAGUAGCCAGAGUACGCGAGUUAUAUCAGACUAGAGUUUCAGAUGUCAGAUUUUUAAUACCUGUCCUGAAUGGACUCACAAAGAAAGAAGUAAUCGCCGCAUUACCAAAAUUAAUCAAAUUAAAUCCUAUUGUCGUAAAAGAGGUAUUUAACAGGUUACUUGGGACACAUAAUAAUGACAGUGGAGUUCCUCAUACAUCGCCUAUUACGCCUGCGGAAUUAUUGAUAGCUCUGCAUAGUAUAGAUCCAAGCAAGGCUGAAUUAAAAACCGUCAUUAAAGCAACAUCUCUUUGUUUUGCUGAGAAACAAGCGUACACGCAGGAAACAGUCGCCGUUGUGAUGCAACAUCUUAUGGAAAUGACACCUUUACCGACAUUAUUAAUGCGUACAGUCAUACAAAGCUUGGCCCUUUAUCCCAGAUUAAGUGGAUUUGUUAUGAACAUACUUCAACGACUGAUUCUGAAGCAAGUAUGGAAACAGCCAAAAGUGUGGGAAGGCUUCGUGAAGUGCUGCGAACGUACGCAACCACAAAGUUUCGCCGUUAUUUUACAAUUACCACCGGCACAGUUAGCAGAGGCUCUUCGGAUGGCGAGCAAUUUACGUGCUCCUUUGCUGACCCAUGUUGAAGCUUUUGCCGAGAAUCAGAAAGCACACAUUCCGCAAUCAAUAAUGGAUGUUAUACAGGGUAAAGUGCCCUGUGACAUGCUCGAUGAGUUUGAUAUUGCACCACGUGGUGAUUAUUCGAAUGAUCAAAAACCAGAUACAAUGGAAAUUGAUCUUUCGGAACCAGCCCCUCCCGGUUUAGAUUAGCAUAAAGUCAUUCCAGUGUUAGGACCAAAAACAUCGUUUACUGAGUAUUUUAACAUUGAUAAAUUUGUUUUGUAAAUGUACAGUAUUUUUUUUGCA